Messenger RNA from Drosophila takahashii, 3688 nucleotides. It is a transcript of the gene jumu, whose product is annotated as jumeau. Gene Ontology annotation, biological process: regulation of transcription by RNA polymerase II. Lineage: Eukaryota; Metazoa; Arthropoda; Insecta; Diptera; Drosophilidae. Gene Ontology annotation, molecular function: transcription cis-regulatory region binding; DNA-binding transcription factor activity, RNA polymerase II-specific. The record is from RefSeq and is a predicted model, not a curated record.
GCAGUUCCAAGGAACAACGGGUUUUACUGUGUUUCGCCAAAGUGCGCGAAAAGAACCGUUGAACGGUUUCUGGAAUAUUGGAAGAGGAGGCAAAGUCGAUCAAAACAAAGUGCAUGCUAAAAACAAAGAACAUCGCCAUGUUCGAACUAGAGGAUUACUCGAGCGGCAUACACGAGGGUUUCUUCAGCAAAUACGCGGAUGCGGCUGGACCCUCGCUGGACUUUUAUGUAUCCGACUCGAUGCAGGAGAUGCUGAACGUGGACAUUCGCGCAGAGAUCGCCAAUGUGGUGGGCAGUUCCAGCAGCGACCUCACCGCAUCACUGGAUCAGACCCUGGAAGCUAUAUCCGCGAUCAAUAACACCCAGAACAGCGGCCAGUCGGCCUCCUACAAUGCAAAUGCGAAUUUCCUGACCAGCAGCGCACUCCACGCCUCGCCCACGGCCAAAUGGAUGGGUUCAUCGGCCAGCUUUUGGUCCAACACCGAUUACUAUGCGGAUCUGGGGGCCUGCGUUAACCCCAUUUCCGUAAUGCCACUGAUAAACUCAUCUUCCGGUUCCGGAAUGUUCUCGCCGAAGCGAAACAAGACAGUCUCAUGCACUCAGGGAAGAGCGGGAGCGGUGCCCUCGUCUCCUGGCGCCGAGAGGGAUCAGCACAAGUCGCACCUGACCUUCUCGCCGGCCCAGAUGAAGGUCAGUGCAGGGUCCAUGCGACGGGAGCAGGUUAUGGCCCACAUUCCCAAGCAGAUAUCCGUGGUUACGGGAACCGGGACCACCGCGCCCGCCACAAUGGCCACAAAUUCGGCGCUUCAACGUCGUAAUUCCUCGGCUGUAGAUGCAGUACGAAAGGACCUAGGCACAGAGCUGCGCAAAGCCCAGUCCAGUCCGGUGCCCAACUCGGUGGAGGAGCUGGGCAAGGGCAAGGGAUCCGCACUGCUUAACGCAGGCGUUGGAGCCACCAACACCAUUAAACUGGCACCCGGCAUCGGCGGUCUGACCUUUGCCAACAGCGUUGCCUACCAGAAAUUGAAGCAAACCUCCAACGUCAAGUCACCAGGAGGAAUCUCGCCAGGAGCGGGUUCAAAUAUCGGCCUCAAGCGGGAGGACUCGAACAAGCGAGGACUGCAGGUUAGCACCACACCAAAGAGUAUCGCCUCGGCGGCCAACUCGCCGCACCAUCAAAUGCAGAGCAACUACAGCCUGGGAUCACCCUCGUCCCUGUCCUCUUCGUCGGCCUCUUCACCGCUGGGAAAUGUUAGCAACCUGGUCAACAUUGCGAAUAAUAACAGCAACGGCGGAGGUAAUGUCGGUUUGGUGAAGCCCCUGCAGCAAAAGGUCAAGUUGCCACCGGUAGGCAGUCCGUUUCCCAAGCCAGCCUACUCCUACUCCUGCCUCAUCGCUCUGGCCCUCAAGAAUUCGCGUGCAGGAUCACUGCCCGUCUCGGAGAUCUACAGUUUCCUCUGCCAGCACUUCCCCUACUUCGAGAAUGCCCCCAGUGGCUGGAAGAACAGUGUGCGUCACAAUCUGUCCCUGAACAAAUGCUUCGAGAAGAUCGAGCGGCCAGCCACGAAUGGUAAUCAGCGAAAGGGUUGCCGCUGGGCCAUGAAUCCCGAGCGCAUUAACAAGAUGGACGAGGAGGUGCAAAAGUGGUCGCGCAAGGAUCCGGCUGCCAUACGUGGAGCCAUGGUCUACCCGCAGCAUCUGGAGUCCUUGGAAAGGGGUGAGAUGAAGCACGGAUCGGCCGAUUCGGAUGUGGAGCUCGACUCGCAGUCGGAGAUCGAGGAAUCCUCGGAUCUGGAGGAGCAUGAAUUCGAAGACACCAUGGUUGAUGCCAUGCUGGUGGAGGAGGACGAGGAAGCCGAGGAGGAGGAGGACGACGAUGAUGAGCACAUACUCAGCGAGUUUGAGGCGGAAGAUGAGCGUCAGUCCCAUGUCAACGGAAACCAGUCGAGUAACCACCUGCCCAUCGACCAUGCUUUGCUUGGACAGAAAAGCAGCGACUUUGAUAUAGAGGUCGACGAUCUGUACGAUGCCAUCGAUAUCGAGGACGACAAGGAGGCAGUGCGUCGGGCUAUCGCCAACGCCCAGGCGCAGCACAUCAUCGAAUUGAAUCCGGCCGAUUUGAAUGCCUCCGAUGGCUACCAUCACCAGCAGCAGCAGCCGCCAUUGAAGCGGGCUCGCGUGGACAUCAACUAUGCGAUCGGCCCGGCUGGCGAGCUGGAGCAGCAGUAUGGCCAGAAGGUGAAGGUGCAACAGGUCACACAGCCGCAGCAGCAUCCGCCCACCUACAACCGGCGAAAGAUGCCGCUGGUCAACCGCAUCAUCUAGAGCGGUUACAUUACAUUACAUUAAUCACUUAGUGCUAGGUCUUUGGUAUUUAAGGAACCCUUGCUACGCUUAAACAUAAUCCCUAAGCCCCAUCAGCCAAUAUCGAAUAUCAGUUUUCGGUUUCGUGUGCAGAAGCCAACAGUGUUAUUUAAUACCCAACUCCUUUACUUGUAGUUCAGUUUGGUUGCCGUUUGAUUUUAAAUCUCAACUGAAUCAGAAGGAGAGCUUGUGUGCCCCUUUAUUUUUGCUUAAUUUGAAUCUUUUUCCCCUUAGUCGUUUCUCGAAUAAAUCUUUAUAAUUUAUGUUAAUCAAACACCCGAAAUUUUGCUCCACUUGACGAUACUUCAAGUCCGUUUUGCCUGACGCCUGAGCGGAACAGCUCAAUAGGUUCCACUGACGAAGCAUUAAGCAUGUUAAUACCAUAUUUUUCCCAACUUUUGAUUUGAUCUCCCACUGACAAACAAAAUUUCAUCCUUAAUUGAUAAGAAACUUGACAAUGCAUUUAUGACAAAUGAUUCCGCGCGUAGUCGUAGAAUAAUAUCAAUGUGCAACACAACGAUUAUUUUGACAACGAAAUGUGAACAGUAGGUUUAUGUUUUGACCUUUGUUGGUUAUUACACCCAAUGGUGAAAAUUUGCAUUUGCUAACAUUUUCAGCUUACAUUUAAGAAAGUUGAAAGAGAAUUGAUCACACACAUACUUGCCGGUCCAGUAUUCGUAUGCGAGUUAUAAUGCGGAUUUUUAUAGAACUUUUGUAUGAAUUGUACUAUAUACAUAUAUACAGACACAGAAAUCCCACAAUUAUUGUCGGAAAGUUCAGUCAAUUAAUUAUACGGUUAUUUUGUAAGCCGGUUCGGAAUGUAAAUAGUUUACACGCAGAGAAAAACUUGUAUACUAUGUGCUAGCUGUAAGAAAGAUGUAUGUAAUUUUAUUUGUAAGCCAAACCCGAAUUCCAAAUGAAACAAGAUCCGAAAACCAAUAAGACUUGAAAGAAGCGUACCCGACUAAUGAACAUGAUCAAGCCUCAGAAGUAAAUAGUACAAAGAGCUAGCGCUAACUAAGUUACGGGCACGUAAAAGAAAGCAUUUACAAGGCCAGCUCAUGGAUGGCUCAAACAAAUGAAUCCUUUUUGUUAUUAUUCUUUUCUCAUCUGAUGUUUCGAGUCAGCUUUCGCAUUCAACAAUUCCAUUUACAAACCAACAACAUUCAUGCAUUUAUUUGUUGUAAUAUUGGCACCUAAUUAGCAUUAAAAAUGAAUAUUGUCAUUAUAAGUAUAACUAUGUAAAUCCUUAAGCUAAGAAAGAACAAUUUUUGUAUAGAGUUGUUAGAAAAUCAAUUGACAAAACAAAAUUGAAACCAAAAAAA